AUGCGCAAUUCGCACGUUCCUUACCCGCCCCUCCCGUUCUUCUCGUGGAUUGCGGUUUUCCUAACAGCGCGCUCCAUUGGAUUUCCGAUCGCCGUGUGUUCUCACGCAUAUUUGUCAUGUUCGUGUAACCAUUUUCGCAAUCGUCGCAAGCAGCGCACGAGAAUCAGCUGCGCCGAUCGAGGUCGGUUGGCGGCGUUGAGGUCGCUCACCAACCCCUCCCUCUUCCACCCCUCCCUCUUCCACCCCUCCCUCUUCCACCCCUCUCUCUCCCACCGCGCUCUCUCCCACCGUGCUCACUCCCACCGCACUUACUCCCACCCCGCUCACUCCCACCGCGCUCACUCCCACCGCGCUUACUCCCACCCCGCUCACUCCCACCCCGCUCACUCCCACCGCGCUUACUCCCACCCCGCUCACUCCCACCGCGCUCACUCCCACCGCGCUUACUCCCACCCCUCGCAUGCCAUUGCUCAACUCAUCAGCUUCCCCUCACAUGCCCUUCGCAUGCCCCUCCCCUCACAUGUCCUUCUCCUCACAUGCCCCUCUUUCCUCACGCCCCUCACAUGCCACUCACAUGCCCCUCACAUGUUCCUCACAUGCCCCUCACAUGCCCCUCACAUGCUGCUCACAAGCCACUCACAUACCCCUCACUGUGUUCAUGAGGCGGCAGGAGCUCCCCCACCCCGACGCCCACGCCCUGCGCCAGGAAGCCAUCUGCGCAUCCCUCUACCUGCUCCCCCCCUUUCCCUGCUUCCCCCCUCUCCUGCUUUCCCCCUCUCCCUGCUCCCCCACUCAGCCAGCCAGCAAAGCGGCGCGACCUGGCGGAGGCGGGGGGGCGGGUGGGCGAGGAGAAGCAGUUGUGCGCCCAAGCACAGUGAGUGGCUGCGCUGCCUCCGAGAGGAGCUCAUGCUGCUCAGGGUGAGAUGGGGAGAUGGCAUGGCUGCACCUCAUGCUCAUGCUGCUGCGGAUCGAGCGGCAGAACUGCAUGCUGGACCACACGCCCUCCCACCGCCCCUCUUGCUUGAACUCCCAUUCCACCCAGGGACGGCAGCAGCACAUGCAACAAAAACGUCAGCACAAGCAGCAGAAGCGGGGGUGAUGCCACGUGCCUCCAAGAGCCCCCUGCUCGCGGGCAGGCACACCUGGUCGCUCACUGACUUGGACCAUGAAGCGGGCGGCAUGCAGCGAUGGUGGCGGCUGAGGCCGCAGCAACGGGCGGGCAGCGCAUGGUGCGCAU
Messenger RNA from Closterium sp. Naga37s-1, 1237 nucleotides. Lineage: Eukaryota; Viridiplantae; Streptophyta; Zygnematophyceae; Desmidiales; Closteriaceae. The record is from the annotation of a GenBank genome assembly.